Molecule: messenger RNA, 855 nt
Organism: Aureobasidium namibiae CBS 147.97
Lineage: Eukaryota; Fungi; Ascomycota; Dothideomycetes; Dothideales; Saccotheciaceae
Product: mitochondrial carrier
Exons: 2
Coding region: 1-855 (284 amino acids)
Biological process (GO): transmembrane transport
Cellular component (GO): mitochondrial inner membrane
Molecular function (GO): S-adenosyl-L-methionine transmembrane transporter activity
Source: RefSeq, a predicted model, not a curated record
AUGGCAGGUGUCGUUCAAGACAAGACUCCAUUGGUGGAGUCGCCUUACUUGCGCUCGCUUCUUGCAGGCGCAGUAGCAGGCACCACCGUCGACACAUCCCUCUACCCCCUCGACACACUAAAGACCCGCCUCCAAUCCUCAUCAGGCUUCCUCGCCGCCGGCGGCUUCCGCGGCGUCUACGCAGGCGUCGGUUCCGCAAUCGUCGGCUCCGCUCCAGGCGCCGCCCUCUUCUUCGUUACCUACGACGGCAUAAAGCGCAAUUUCUCCUCCUCACAACAUACUCCCACACAACAAGCUGGCGUACACAUGGCAGCGGCGAGUCUAGGAGAGGUGGCGGCUUGCGCUGUGCGUGUGCCUACCGAAGUCGUUAAGCAGAGGGCUCAAGCGAAACAAUUCCCGAGUUCUUUGGCUGCGUUCACGAGUAUUCUUGACUUGAGAAAGAGCAAAGGAUAUGGUGUUAUGGCGAGGGAGUUAUAUCGUGGCUGGGGUAUCACGGUCAUGCGUGAGGUGCCUUUCACAGUCAUCCAAUUCCCCAUGUGGGAAGGCAUGAAGAGAUGGGCUGCCAAAAGAGACGGUAGGGAAACUGCUACUGGUCUCCAGUCUGCUGUGUUCGGAAGCAUAUCCGGCGGGAUUGCUGCUGCUCUGACCACACCGUUGGAUGUCUUGAAGACGAGAAUGAUGCUGGCAAAAGAAAGAGUCUCGGCCUCGUCUUUGCUCGGCAAAAUCUACAGAGAAGAAGGUAUGAAAGCCUUCUUCAAAGGUGUCGAACCUAGAGUCACUUGGAUCAGUAUCGGCGGUGCUGUGUUCCUCGGAAGUUACCAGUGGGCAAGCAAUGCACUGGGCGGUGUCAGUUGA